AUGUAUUUUCUUCAGUCAAUUGAUUCAAAUUGCGGUCCAUCAAUGUGUUACAUUCCUUCAACUUGUAAUCGUGUAAAAGGAAUGAAAGAUGUAAACGUUUGGCAAAUUCCUUUCAAAAAUCAAUUUUACAAUUUGCUUCUGACGUUACAUGACAAGAUGAUGUGUCAAGAUUGCAUUGUGUUCUGCUACUGGUUCUGUAUGGCUCUAGCAAUUUAUGGCCUAACUGAAGCUUUAAAUGAAUUUUUCUGGACUUAUCGUGACAAGAAAUACGAACCUAAAAGAUUUUUGAAUCGUGUCUAUCGUAAAAUUCCAAUCAAGUAUCGAAGAAACUCAAGACUUUGUGGUGGAUUGUUACAUAUUAUUACUUCCACAUUCUUUCUACUUGGACUCCUGGGAUUACAAAAUGAAAUGAUGCUUCCGUGGGUUAUCUUGGUUGGCUCGAUAAUUGUCUUCGAAGGAUUGUUCUUGACCUUGUGUAUGGCAGCUGGCGAACCGAACACACACAAACCGAUGCUGUCAUUGAUUUUUCUCUUGUUUCGAUUUGCCAUAUCAUUGCACAUGAUAAUGAUGAUACGCAGCACCCAAUUGUAUUGA
Molecule: messenger RNA, 594 nt
Organism: Clunio marinus
Lineage: Eukaryota; Metazoa; Arthropoda; Insecta; Diptera; Chironomidae
Source: the annotation of a GenBank genome assembly